Cuscuta epithymum is the source of this 1631-nucleotide messenger RNA. Lineage: Eukaryota; Viridiplantae; Streptophyta; Magnoliopsida; Solanales; Convolvulaceae. The record is from the annotation of a GenBank genome assembly.
GGAGUCCAACACUCACCGCCCACUUCCCAUUGGAAGCUUUGGCGGGAACAUCCCCUCCCAACAUCAUAGAGUUGGCGGUUCAUAUCCUCUUUAUUUCUUUGUAAAGGCUUCGACUUUCUCUUCUAAGGUCUAAUCUAAACCUCAUCUUCGAUUCUGGAAUCUGCUCCCAAAAUGUCUGACAUCCCCUCUCAACUCUACCGCCAAAUACUUCUUUUCCUGCCAGCCGAUUCCCUUUUCCGCUUCAGAAGUGUUUGCAAGGACUGGUGCCGUCUCAUUGAUGACCCAUCUUUCGUCAAAGCCCACACACAAAAUCAAAUCUCCUCAAGCACUCUUCUUAUCAAAAAAGGCUCUGGUUCACCACCAUUUUAUCUCAUAAACUUUGACUCCCUAGAAUUCACGGAUGACUUGAAUGAUGAAGGCAAGAUGAUUGAAGUAAUUCCGGUGAAGCAAUUGGUUCGUCUUGACGUGCCUCGCAUACGGAGUCUUCCAGUGAACUCCUGCAAUGGUUUGAUUCUUAUAUCCUCUUACGACCUUGACAAGAUUUGGGCGGUUUGGAACCCCUUAACUAGAGACUGCCAUCAGUUGCCCCUACCCGGUUGUUCUACUUUUUCCUUUGCCGCUGCGGGUAUAGGGUAUGAUCAUGUUUCUGAUGACUACAAAGUUGUUAGGUUAGACACAAUUUAUCGUGGUGAAAAAUAUCUUUGCAGAACUCUCAUUUACAGCUUGAAGUUGGGUUCUUGGAAGAGAAUUAAGGAUUGUCCUUAUGAUUUUUUCAGUAUCCCUAAUCAUGUUAAUGGAGUUUCUGUGAAUGGAAAAUUGCAUUGGUAUGUAUGUCGAAUGAUUAUCACUCUGGAUCUUGUUACUGAAGAAUACAGCCGUAUUCCUCUCCCCCCAUUACCCUCCAAAGAGAUAAUUGAUAUGUAUUUGGAUGCUAUCAGUGGAUUAUUAAUUUUGAGUUACAGUUACUUCACAAGUUCGGGGUGUCAUUUUGAUGGAUGGGAAUUGCAAGAAUACAGAGUAGAAAACCCUUGGACGAAAUUGCUCUCAUUUCGCCUUUACUCUUUUGACUCACCCAAACUUGUUGCUUAUAUGAAGAACAAAAAGCAGGUUAUCCUGCAGCGUGAAUAUGGUUUUUUUUGGGUUGAUAUUGAAAGCAAUUCAGUGAAGCAGGUCAAAGUUGAUGGUCUCUCAGGCUUUUCUUCUCAAGUUUGUCCAGGAAGCCUCUACCGCCUCGACGACCGUGGCAGUAACAGUAAACCCAUCUCAACUUCAACAGGUGUGAAGAGGAAGAGAAAAAAGACCAAACAGAGAACUAUUACAAGGCUGAAGAUCCAUAUAAGAAAUGGAAUGUACCGGAGUCCAGAACCCAGUUAUGAUUCUUCACCCGGUUCGUACGAGGCUGAUGAGUAUUAAGUAGUCCUACCAUUUUGGAUGGAAACUAUUGAUGACGACUUUGCAAACGAGUCUGUUUUUGUUAACUUUGAAAACUUUCAGCCUUUAGAUUAAUGUGUUUUUGGAAUAUUUUCUAUUCAUUGUUUAUUGCUCUUUUAGUUUGUGCAUCCUGCAGCUUGCAGUAUCAAAUUACUCCCGUGUCAUUUGCGACCAAGAUUUUUAUCAUGAAGAGAUUGAUA